Messenger RNA from Cephus cinctus (wheat stem sawfly), 3128 nucleotides. RefSeq names its product phosphatidylinositol 3-kinase catalytic subunit type 3 (gene Pi3K59F). The record is from RefSeq and is a predicted model, not a curated record. Gene Ontology annotation, biological process: autophagy of peroxisome; endocytosis; autophagosome assembly. NCBI's taxonomy places the organism in Eukaryota, Metazoa, Arthropoda, Insecta, Hymenoptera, Cephidae. Bases 273 to 2969 code for a protein of 898 amino acids. The transcript has 11 exons. Gene Ontology annotation, molecular function: 1-phosphatidylinositol-3-kinase activity. Gene Ontology annotation, cellular component: peroxisome; membrane; endosome.
UGACGUCCAUGGAAUCGUAGUUCCUGUUUUUCCCGUUGUGCGGCGCCGCUCGCCCAUAAAUAUCCUCUCGGGUAUCCUGAUGUUCGGGUCAUUAAGCAUCCUUUGCUCGAAAAUAAACAGACACGAAAUAAAAGUGCAGGAGUUGUGUACGGGGCAAGUGAAAUCGAUAAAUCAUCUGGAGAAUAUAAGAAGAAAAAAAGAGAUGAAUGAUAUAAGAAACAGAACGAUACAAUUGCUACGUCUCAAUAACCGACACCUCCAGAGACUUCAGGAUGUUCCCGACUAUGAAGAGUUCAUCCUCACGCUCAACGAUCUUCCUGCAAGGCACGUUUCCAUCAGUUGACCGAGGACUACAAGGACGAGCCAAACUCAGAGGAACAUUAGAGGGCAAAAGACAACGUCCUGAAUAUGAUAAGCUGCUUCUGGAUCCAAUGCUAAAAUAUUCUGGUCUUUACGGAGCUGGUGGGGGUCGAGGAGAUUUAGCAGCAUCAUUGCAAGUCUGGGCUGGUGGUCGCCCUCUUGCUCUGCCUAUCUACACAGCAUAUAAGCAUUUCACAUCUCGCUGGAAUUGGAAUCAAUGGGUCACACUACCGAUGUCCUACUCUGACCUGCCACGAGAUGCUCAGCUCUGUGUUACUUUGUAUGACUGUGCGGGACCUGGCAGACAAGUUCCCAUUGGUGGCACGACAAUUUCUUUUUUUGGAAAACAUGGUGUAUUCCGUCAGGGGAUGCUGGAUUUAAGAGUAUGGCCGGGAGUGGAAGCAGAUGGUUCUUAUCCUACAACGACACCAGGCAAAGCUAGAGAUCAUGGAAAGGAGCAAAUGCAACGAUUAGCCAAGCUUGCUAAAAAGCACAGAAAUGGUCAGAUGAGUAAGGUUGAUUGGUUGGACCGAUUAACUUUCAGAGAAAUUGAACUAAUCAACGAGCGCGAGAAAAGAGCAUCAGAAUAUCUCUAUCUGAUGCUGGAAUUUCCUGAAGUCACAAUGGAUGGCGUCCCGUACUCCAUUGUCUAUUACGAGAAGGAUGGAGACGAAGUGGUCCAGCAUAGAUCACAACCAGACGUUGUUACUCUCCCGGAUUAUGAAAUUCUGCAGGAAAAUCUUGUAGAGGCCAAACAUCAUAAACUAGCACGUAGUCUACGUAGUGGUGGAAACACCCGGGAGUUAAAACCAACCUCCAGCGUGCGUGACGCUCUGAACACGAUAUUAGCCUAUCCUCCAACAACAGCCCUCUCCACCGAGGAGCAAGAUCUCAUUUGGAAGUUCCGUUUUUAUUUAUCCAACCAGAAGAAGGCCUUAACCAAGUUUGUGAAAUGCGUAAACUGGAAAGUAGCUGGAGAGGAACGUCAGGCCUUGGAAAUGUUGGUACUCUGGGCACCACCAGAUCCGGAAGACGCUUUGGAACUCCUGGGUCCGGCCUUUACACAUCCUGCUGUGAGAUGUUAUGCGAUCGCUCGUUUAAGUCAGGCACCUGACGACGAUCUGAUGCUGUAUCUUCUGCAGCUGGUGCAAGCAUUAAAGUAUGAGAAUUUUGAAAGCAUAAAAGCUGCCAGUCAGUUGAUUAUCAAAGAAAAAGAUUCUGAUAAGAGUAAUAAGUUUGAUCGAGACUCGAGAGUCACUGAUCAUUCCUCCUCGACGCCUAUGACAACGUCAAGCGAAUCAGAAACGGGAAACGCUCUGAUGUCUAGUCAAGAAUCUUCUAUGGAUCUGACGUCCUUCUUGAUUACGAGAGCAUGUCAAAAUUCAAUGCUGGCCAAUUAUUUCUAUUGGUAUCUUUUAAUCGAAUGCGAGGAUCAAGCUGAUCCUGCAAUAACCGCCAAACAGGACACCCGUGUUCGUGAAAUGUAUAUCACUGUAAUGAAUAUGUUCUCAACGAAGUUGGCGCAAGGUAACGCUAUCUGGCAGAAAAGGCGAGCAUUUCUAUCGCGACAGAAAAUAUUUAUCGAUCAGCUGGUGUCGCUUGUAAAAGCUGUUGCUAGAGAAAGUGGAAAUCGAAAAAGAAAAACUGACAGACUCAGAGCCUUACUGGCCGACCCUGAUCCAACUUUUAAAAUCAACUUUUCGAACUUUGAACCUAUACCCUUUCCACUUGAUCCAGAGAUUUGUAUAAAGGGAAUAAUACCGGAAAAGGCCAGUCUAUUUAAAUCAGCACUUAUGCCGUCGAAGCUGACUUUCUUAACUGCGGAAAAUACGGAAUAUAUUGCUAUUUUUAAACAUGGAGAUGAUCUACGACAGGAUCAAUUAAUCUUGCAAACUAUAGCACUAAUGGAUAAGCUACUUAGACGGGAAAACUUGGAUUUAAAAUUGACACCUUAUAGGGUGUUGGCAACAAGUACGAGGCAUGGAUUUUUACAAUUUAUCGAAUCUAUAACUGUCGCUGAAGUAUUAGCCAGCGAAGGUUCGAUAUUGAACUUUUUCCGAAAACAUCAUCCUUCGGAAACUGCUCCAUACGGCGUAGCACCGGAAGUAAUGGAUACUUACGUACGAAGUUGUGCUGGCUAUUGUAUCAUAACAUAUGUCCUGGGCGUUGGUGAUAGACACUUGGAUAAUCUACUUCUAACCACGUCAGGAAAACUCUUCCACAUAGACUUCGGCUAUAUAUUGGGUAGAGAUCCAAAACCGUUGCCGCCGCCAAUGAAGUUAUCAAAGGAAAUGGUCGAAGCCAUGGGCGGCGUCGGUUCAGAACAUUAUCAUGAAUUCCGGAAGCAGUGUUACACUGCCUUUUUGCAUCUGAGAAGGCAUGCUAAUUUAAUGCUAAACUUAUUCUCCUUAAUGGUGGAUGCCAGUGUACCGGAUAUCGCAUUGGAACCAGACAAGGCAGUUAAAAAGGUACAAGACAAACUACGAUUGGAUCUGAGCGACGAGGAAGCUGUGCACUAUGUUCAAAAUCUCUUGGAUUUAUCAGUAACUGCAGUGAUGGCAGCGCUGGUAGAGCAACUACAUAAAUUCGCGCAAUAUUGGCGAAAAUAAUUAGCCGCUGAUCAUACCUGGGACUAUUUCAAAGACUGUGUUCCUUAGUCAUUCUCUGUAUAUUUCAUGUACAUAAUGAACAAUGCAUCCAUAAAUGUAAAAUAAUUUAUUGUAUUUUGGGGAUUAUUUUAAAUAAUAAUUAUUUGAUAAAAAUUUCAA